CUGCUGAUGCGCUGAACAGCUGCUUCAGAGUCACUGGUCACUGUAGGAACGAGGAAGUGCUGCUUUACAAACAGUUCACCCCAUCAGAAGAGAGCCGCGUGCAGCUCCAGGAAUGUCAGCUUCUAAUCUGUCCGCAGAGAUCCGGGUGGUGGUACUGGGCCGGGCCGGGGCAGGGAAGAACUCCACAGUGAGCACCAUCCUGGGCCAGGAGGGCGGCGCAACUCUCCGUCAAGAAUGUAGUAAACACACGGGCCAAGCUGCAGGCAGACAGGUGACUGUAGUGUCCAGCACUGACUGGUUCGGUUCAAGCUGCGUCCCAGAGGACAGGAAAAGGCAACUAUCUUCACUGUUGGCCUUGUCCAGCCCCGGGCCCCACGCCGUCCUUCUGUGUGUGCCCCUAAACCAACCUGCUGAUGGCGAGACCAAGGCUCUGGAUGUUCUCGAGAAGCUCCUGGGUCAAGCCAUGGUCCAAAAACACACCAUUGUGAUGUUUACCCACACAGAAGAACUGGAUCACGAGGAGGGCCUGGAGGACUACCUCCUCAACUGGAGGAAGGACCUGACUGAGUUGGUGAGGAGGUGUGGGGACCGCUACCACACGCUGGAGACACAGCCGGGUAGAGCAGAGCCCAAUGAAGCAGUCAGAGAGCUGCUGGACAAAGUGGACCAAGUCGUGAUGGAGAGCGGGGAGGACCACUUCAGUUGCCAACUGUACCAAGACAUAGAGGAACAGAUCCAGAAGAGACAAAGGGAGAUCGUCAGACAGAGACAAGCAGAUGGACUGGACUCUGAAGAUGAAGAGGGGGUGAGGCUGGAGGCAGAGAAUAGCAUAGGAGAUAUAGACCUGAGUUUAGAUGCUCUGUUCCCAUGUAGUGAUGUCCAGGUUUCACAAGGCUCCUUCUUGUGGAGGCUAUGGGAAAAGCUCACCAGCUGGGUGUGGGGGCUACCUAAACUGGUGAGGAGAGAGGCUCUGUUGGGGGCUCUGGUUGGGCUCUUUGUGGGGGGGCCAGUGGGUGGGGCAGUAGGGGCUACAGUUGGGUCAGUGGCGACUGAAGUAGGCAGAAGAAAAACACAGAAAACAAAAUAAAAUGCAAAAUCAGAGUUAGGACAUUUUUAAUGGAAUGCACCUUAACGUCACAUCACUGUUACUGUGCACCCAUCAGCUGCAGAGCUAGAGCUUCCUUAUUACUAAGCCUCCAGUGUGAAGAGAAUUUAACCUUUAUCUGUGCCUCAAUUAAUCAUGAAAAUGACUACUGUUCAGUACAAGCCUACACAAUAAGUGCCCUCAUCUUGGUAGAUAAUGGCUCAGUAGUAUUUAUUUCUACAUUUAAAUGGUUGUAAUUGCACUCUGAAAAGUUAUUCUCUUGUUUUACAGUGUUGUUACAUAAUUAACUUCAGGAAGAAGUUAAUUGCAUUAUUUUAUUAUUAUAAUUACUUAAGAAUGUCGGUUAGGGGUAGAAAUUUGAUACACCUAAAUAUGGUCCUAUUUACACAAGUAAUUAUAUAUUUUUUUUAUUAAUUUGUAGUCUGUUCAAUGAACUGAGCAUGAUAGAACUCAAGAAGAUAUUUAUUUUAUAAUUUGAUGUUGUUUGAAAGUGAUUGUUUGUAGCACAUAUGGUGUUAUUGCGAUGAUGGAAACACGUCUCUCAGAUAUAUAACUAAAGACACACUAAAUAUCACAGUUUGGAGGCCCUGCUGAAUAAACUAUCUUAUCACACA
Boleophthalmus pectinirostris (great blue-spotted mudskipper) is the source of this 1719-nucleotide messenger RNA. RefSeq lists its product as uncharacterized. The coding region runs from base 113 to 1087 and encodes 324 amino acids. NCBI's taxonomy places the organism in Eukaryota, Metazoa, Chordata, Actinopteri, Gobiiformes, Gobiidae. The transcript has 4 exons. Gene Ontology annotation, molecular function: GTP binding. The record is from RefSeq and is a predicted model, not a curated record.